GUCACUGCCGCCAUAUUUGAACAUAAAAAGCUGCAGACGAUAGGCCUAGAACAUUGGAGUCAUCCUUGUUUAUCUUGUUAAUAACCUGUUAAAGGUACUAGUGAUACCUUGAUAAUGAGACAGGAUUUGACUGCAAAUGGAGACAAUGGUUUUUAGUGAAAUCAAUGCAAACAAGGACGGCUGUUGUCUUGUUUGUCAUGAUGAAACUGUUUACAAGGUUAAAGUCAUAUUUGGUGAGGAGGUAAAGAAAUGUGAUAGCGCGAAACUCCGUUUAGAACUGGAGCAGGUAUUCCGGGCUGUUCUUCAUCUGUCUCAUAGUAACAAGAAUAUUCCACCCAUAUACACCCAACAUUUAAUGGUAAAGCCUCUAAAGAUAUACUGGGCUAUAUCUGAGAAAAUUGGGUUUCGACAGAAUGGCAAAGAUUUGGAAACAUCAAGUUAUUUCUUUCAGUUUCAUGUUAGUGAACGGCCAGCAUGGAAAACUAUCCAGAAUAAUACGCUAAGUGGUAAGAAACCCAUCUCCACAAGGGAAUCUCACCGAGAAAGUCGCUCUUCUCUGACCAGUGGUGGAAAAUCAGGUGAACUCGAGGAAAAUGAAGGCGAUAUAAGAAAUCGUAAAAAAGAAAAACACACAUCAAGGAAGGUCAACGCAGUUGAAGAAACAAACUGUACUAUUGGAGAAGCAACUGGAGAAAACGUAAGAGCUAGAAUUGCGACUGAAUCUGAUGACGAAGAGAUACGUGGUAGGGGAAGAGAGGAUAAAGGAAAAGAUAAAGAGACAAAAGAAAGAAGAAAAAAUAUCAACAGGAAAGAAACUGAUGAACUCUUUUACACAAAUAAACAGUUUGGAAGAUCUGCAGUAACGGAGCUAUCUCAGUCUGGUGUCACAGAUUUAGAUAUCUCAUAUGGUACAGAUUCUGUUCUCACAAAUCAGCAGCACAAUUCAAGGAAAAAGAGAAAGUCUUAUGCUAAUGUUGAUGAUAUUACAGGAUUUUCUUAUAAAGUAAAUAAAUUCCGUGCCAAAAUAUCAGGUGGAGACGGCCAGUUGGGAAGGAAAGAUCGCCAUGUCUUGUACAGAGCUGGAGGUUGUGGUCGUCGUAAUGUUCACUCUCCACUAAUGGAGCUACCAGAUGCGUCUUCCUCGGGUGAAACAGCAGUAACUGUCAACAAAUCUAAAGGAAAUGUGACAUCUAGUAUCCACAAAACAAGUUCACUACUGAGAAAUUCAACAGAACAAAGACAUGGUUUACAAUCUCUUGGUAACACUGACAGACGCACCAGUAGUGUUGCUAGGGAGAGGUCUCAUACCAUACCUGAAAAUGUGUCUGAGACUGGCCAAACUUCACAUCAUUUUAUCCGGUGUAUGGAUCAUGAUUUAUCAACGGACUCACAUCAGUGCACUACAAGUACACGUAGUCAGACUUUCAGAGAUAGAUUGCGGAAAAGAACUAUGCCUCACUCAGAUGUUACCACAAGUCCCACAGGGUCAUCAUUGAAAAGUCUGCUUACAAGGCAGUCAGUCUUGCCAAAGGGCCAAACAGUACACACAAUAUCAUCAGAAUUGUCUGAAUGUAGAAAGUCAGCAUCAAUAUCACCAGCUAAAAACGUGAUGAGUGUCAACAGGUCAGUUGCAUCUUCCAAACAUCAAAGAGGUCGAAUGAGGUCAGAAACACCACUGAAUGGUCACAGUGGUAGAAGGAGGUCAGAAACGCAAUUUAAAAGUCACAAAGGUCGAAUGAGGUCAGCAACACCACUGAAAGGUCACAAAGGUCGAAGGAGGUCAGAAACGCCAUCCAAAAGUCACAGAGGUCGAAUGAGGUCAACAACACCACUGAAAGGUCACAGAGGUCGAAUGAGGUCAGAAACACCAUCUAAAGGUCACAGGGGGAAAUUGAGAUCAGAAACACUAUCCAAAGGUCACAAAGGGCAAACAAGGUCAACAACACCAUCCAAAGGUCACAUAGGCCAGAGGAUGUCAGCAUCGAUAUCACCGUCGAAAAGUAACAGACGUCAGUUGAGGUCAACAGCAGCAUUCCACGAGUCUGAGAGACUGUUGAGGAUGCAGCAACCUAUACAGCAUGGUAUCCAGCUGACCGACGUGGACCGUUAUUUGGUUGAACAGGAAGAACUACAGGAAGUGUCCAAGCUGCAGGAAAUGGCUGCCACUCACGAUGAACAAAGUUGUUACUACACUCGCAGUCAGAGAAAGCGAUCAAGUUUAAGACUGUGGGACUAUGUUGAUUCCUUUAUCAUCACUCCUGCCAAAAAGAUAUUUAAAAGGAUGUGAGAUUCUGAAGAUCUCAAGUCAUUUUCAACUGAACUGUGCAUUGUAAAGUAUGUCAUUUUGUAUGUACAUGUAUAUAUUCCAUUGUUUUUUUUUAUCCUGUUUGCUCAAAAAUAUUUCAAAUUAUUUAUCCCCAGAUAUUUGGAUGACUCUUUCCCAUGAUGGUUUGUACUCCCCUUGUAGCUUUAGCAAUACGUGAGUUUGAAGUGCUCGAGGGUUUUUCAGUAAAUUUGAUAUAUUUUGUGAUCUAAGUAAACAUCUCCUGCUUUUCCGUUGAACUUUGUUAAAGUGUAUUUACAUAUGUAUGCAUGUGUGAACCAAUAAGGGU
Messenger RNA from Pecten maximus, 2612 nucleotides. RefSeq lists its product as uncharacterized. The record is from RefSeq and is a predicted model, not a curated record. Bases 137 to 2287 code for a protein of 716 amino acids. Gene Ontology annotation, cellular component: nuclear inner membrane. The transcript has 4 exons. Gene Ontology annotation, biological process: meiotic attachment of telomere to nuclear envelope; homologous chromosome pairing at meiosis. Gene Ontology annotation, molecular function: DNA binding. NCBI's taxonomy places the organism in Eukaryota, Metazoa, Mollusca, Bivalvia, Pectinida, Pectinidae.